UGCAACUGGUGCAUUUCCAACCGCACGUCGCUUCUGCACACCUGAAGCUCAGACCUGGCAGCAUGCAGCAACCGGCAAGGCAGAGACUGAGACCGUGGCUGGAGGAGCAGAUUCAGUCCGGGAAGUAUCCAGGUGUCAGCUGGCUGGACCAGUCAGCUCGCAUCUUCCAGAUUCCGUGGAAGCAUGCUGCUCGGCACGGUUGGAGCAUUGACCGGGAUGCGACGCUCUUCAGGAGUUGGGCUAUGCACACAGGGAGGUACCGUCCAGGAAGAGACAAGCCGGAUCCCAAGACGUGGAAGGCGAACUUCCGGUGCGCCUUGAAUUCCCUCCCUGACAUCUGUGAGCUGCGAGAGCACAGCAGGAAGAGAGGCAGCAAUGCCUACAGAGUCUACAGGAUGCUGCCCAGCUCUCAGACACGCAGACGGAGGAGAGCAGGACUGUUCAGCAGACCCGUAGAAGGACAGGGAGGUUUAGGAGACUGCAGACUUGACGACACAUACACCUCACAGCAAGCCUGGCUGCCUACGGCAACAACACCUGUUACAAACCCAGCACAUAAGGUGGAGACCAGCGCACAGCACAACUUUAACAGCCCCGAAGCACAGGGGAUGUGGGAGUCCAAAGCUGCGCAACAGGAACCAAGUGAGGCUGUCUAUAAGCUGAUGGACCAUUUAAACAGUGACCUCUGGAACCAGACAUGGGAGCAAAGAGGAUGGAGGACGCACCCUAUGUGGGACCAGCCGCAAUGUGCCGGUGAGGAGAACCCGUAUCCUCCACAGACAGAGGUCUACGGUGAUCCGCUUGGGCCAAACUACAUCAAAGAACUCUCAGACUGGUCCUCACAUCAGCAAACACUAAUGCUGUAGCUGAAUGCAUCCUCUUUUCUCUCUGUAUUUAUCACUUAUUUGCUGAAAUAAUAAUUUCCCCCUACAUAUGUUGAGCUGAUUUCCCGUUUCUGUUGUGCCGCCUAUUAAACGACAGCAGCGAGAAGCAGGAAGCAAUCCUGCUGUCAAUCAGCCUCUGUGCUGGGAACGCAGGAGUGAGAGGAUCUGGUUCCAAGCCAAGCGUCGACGCUGCUAUCAUCGUUUGUGUUCACUGUGGUUCAAUGAAUCAAGCUCAUGAAAAUGACACCAAGCGUGCAGCGUAGCUUUUAGAGUAAACAGAUCAGGUUUCAUCCCAGCACAGGGUUGGGUAUUGAUCUCCUCUCUGUUUCUGACUGUUGCGGGAUGUUUUUACUAAUAAACAAUUAGGUCAGAGCAGGAAAACAAGGCGUGGAACGUAAUUGUGUGUAAGUUUGUUUUUCAGCACAAUUCAUAAUUUGCUCUCUAAGUAGGAUGAGUUAAGCUACAUUGUAUUUUACACUUGUCUUUGAUUCUUUGUGUUUGUGCCUUUUUUUUUUGUUACUGGUUUUUAAGAAGUAAUUGUCAGAUUUGUUGUUGUAGUGGUUGUUGUUUUUUUUCUGUUAAAUUCACCACCAUUUUUUGCUCUUAGUACUGUGAAGUGUCAAUGUUACAAAAUUAAAAUGAAUCAUUGCUGGUGUUCAAAUGUUUCCAGUUUUGAGUUUUCACUUUUGCUCCACUCAUAUUUAUUGUAUGUGGAGUAGCGUUGUUACCACAUACACAAGUGUUAUUAUGCCUGCUUCUCAAUUCAUUUAUUAGAUUUCCUUAUUUUAAGCAAACAUGGCUGUGCGAAGCCAUUGCACUUAAGAUGUCGUGAUUACGGAACAUGAAGCCGCGUUAUGAAUGACCCUCAUCUACUGUCGAUCUAAUUUGAAGCUUCAAAUGAUCUGCUCUCUUAAUGAGUUUAUAAGUGCGUCAACUGAGCGUUUUGGGCUUGGUAACAAAGCUUCAACCCUCAUCUACUCCAUUAGAGAGCUACACUUGCCCACUCAGAACAGGCAAACAUGACCUGACUUCUAGAUUCCCGACCAGCAGUCAUUUAAUUAUUCAAACAUUAGCUGUUCAAAUUAAUGUAUAAAGUAUGUAUCAUAUUAAUAAAUGGGGAUAUAUCAUAUUUUU
Messenger RNA from Fundulus heteroclitus (mummichog), 2018 nucleotides. Its product is annotated as interferon regulatory factor 1. The record is from RefSeq and is a predicted model, not a curated record. The transcript has 7 exons. The coding region runs from base 63 to 866 and encodes 267 amino acids. Gene Ontology annotation, cellular component: nucleus. Gene Ontology annotation, biological process: immune system process; regulation of transcription by RNA polymerase II. Lineage: Eukaryota; Metazoa; Chordata; Actinopteri; Cyprinodontiformes; Fundulidae. Gene Ontology annotation, molecular function: RNA polymerase II cis-regulatory region sequence-specific DNA binding; DNA-binding transcription factor activity, RNA polymerase II-specific.